CAUGGAAAUCGCAGAAAAUUUAAAUAAUUUAUUAUAUAAUGUUUGUGAUAUUGUUCACAAUAUAAACGCGACAAUUGGUGCAUAUACAAAAACAAAUGCAAUGAUUUAUAAACAAAUUCAAAAUAUUCAAAAUCAACAAAUAAGAAUUCUUUCUUCAAUGAUUGCUAGAAAGCAAAGGAAGUGCUGGACUUUGGUAAGUACAGUAAAUAUUAUUAUAAAGACUAAAAUUUAAAUGAGUUGCUAUUUAAAUGCUUUUGGGCACCUUAAAGCAAGGUUUCGCAGAGUAGGUAAGGGUAUAGAUAACAAGAUAGAAAACGCAACCAGCAUUAUACGAACGUGUUGUGUUCUGCAUAACUUUCUAAAUGAAAAAAAUGAUGCAUUGAACAAAGACUGGAUGCACGCUCUAACAAGACAACAGCAGAUUUCUGAACGACAACAACCAGAAGAAGUCUCAACACUAAAUGACCACGACCCAAAUGGCGAAGAAAUAAGACGAUGCUUGGCUCAUAUUUUUAGCGUUUCCUCCGUAUUGCCUACAGAGAUGUCAGAAGGGGAGAUGGUUGAUGAUGACGAUACUGCCAAUAACGGCGACGGUACACACGUUGAAGUGGAUAGGUCCUGGUUCGUGAUCUAAUUUAAAAGAAGUUACUUCAUUCAAUGAAUUAAAAAAAAAAUAUAUACAAACAUACCU
Teleopsis dalmanni is the source of this 691-nucleotide messenger RNA. RefSeq lists its product as uncharacterized. Bases 233 to 634 code for a protein of 133 amino acids. The record is from RefSeq and is a predicted model, not a curated record. The transcript is spliced from 2 exons. Lineage: Eukaryota; Metazoa; Arthropoda; Insecta; Diptera; Diopsidae.